Molecule: messenger RNA, 1137 nt
Organism: Marmota flaviventris (yellow-bellied marmot)
Lineage: Eukaryota; Metazoa; Chordata; Mammalia; Rodentia; Sciuridae
Gene: Serpinb7
Product: serpin family B member 7
Biological process (GO): negative regulation of endopeptidase activity
Molecular function (GO): serine-type endopeptidase inhibitor activity
Source: RefSeq, a predicted model, not a curated record
AUGGCCUCCCUUGCUGCAGCAAAUGCAGAAUUUGGCUUUGACCUCUUCAAAGAGAUGGACAACAGUCAGGGAAAUGAAAAUGUGUUCUUGUCCUUUCUGAGCAUCUUCACUGCCCUGAGCCUGGUCCGUUUGGGUGCUCAAGGAAAUUGUGCACGGCAAAUUGAUAAGACCCUUUAUUAUAACAUAGGACGUGGAAACUCUUCCAACAACCAGCCAGGACUCCAGUAUCAAUUGAAAAGAGUUCUUUCUGAUAUAAAUUCAUCCCACAAGGAUUAUGAACUCAGCAUUGCCAAUGGUCUUUUUGCAGAAAAAAUAUUUGACAUUCAUAAGAACUACAUUGCAUGUGCUAAAAAAUUAUACGAUGCCAAAGUAGAACGGGUGGACUUUACAAAUGAUGUAGAAGAUACCAGAAACAAGAUUAAUAAAUGGAUCGAAAAUGAGACACAUGGCAAAAUAAAGAAGGUGUUUAGCGAUGGCAGCAUCAGCUCCUCCGCGGUCAUGGUGCUGAUAAAUGCGGUGUACUUCAAGGGCCAGUGGGAGUUGGCCUUCACCAAGAACGAGACCUUAAAUUGCCGGUUCAACUCUCCCAAGUGUCCUGGGAAGCCAGUUGCCAUGAUGCAUCAAGAGCGGAAGUUCAACUUGUCCACUAUUCAGGAUCCAUCCAUGCAGGUUCUCCAGCUCAGGUAUCACGGUGGCAUAAGCAUGUACAUUCUGCUGCCCGAGAAGGACCUAUCUCAAGUUGAGAACAAACUGUCCUUUCGGAAUCUAAUGAAGUGGACCAAUCCAAGAAAAAUGACCUCUCAGUAUGUGGAGGUGUUUCUUCCGAAGUUCAAGAUAGAGAAGAACUAUGAAAUGAAAGGGCAUUUGAGCACCCUGGGGCUGAAGGAUAUGUUUGAUGAGUCCAGAGCUGAUCUCUCUGGAAUAGCUUCAGGAGGUCGCCUCUAUAUAUCAAAACUAAUGCACAAGUCUUACAUAGAGGUCACCGAGGAGGGCUCAGAGGCAACUGCUGCCACAGAAAAUAACAUUGUGGAAAAGCAGCUCCCUGACUCGACGGUGUUUAAAGCUGAUCACCCCUUCCUGUUUGUCAUCAGGAAGAAUGACAUCAUCUUAUUUGGUGGCAAAGUUGCUUGCCCUUGA